Messenger RNA from Annulohypoxylon truncatum, 1457 nucleotides. RefSeq lists its product as uncharacterized. Gene Ontology annotation, molecular function: catalytic activity. Gene Ontology annotation, biological process: biosynthetic process. The record is from RefSeq and is a predicted model, not a curated record. NCBI's taxonomy places the organism in Eukaryota, Fungi, Ascomycota, Sordariomycetes, Xylariales, Hypoxylaceae. Bases 193 to 1257 code for a protein of 354 amino acids. The transcript has 3 exons.
UACCUAGUUAUAGUGCGUGCAUACAUACAUACGCACAUACGUACCUGCAGUUCAAACAUACACACAGAUAACAUACCAUACCAACCCCCUAGGGACAAAAGAGCCCAGUAGGGCUAGCCCGCCAACUCGACAUCACAAAGUCGCGGGGGCAGAAUAAUAACGCAGGUUAGAAAAAAAAAGGAGGCGGGAGUAAUGAUCCCAGAACCUCCCCCGAACCCCGGCGCCGCACCUUCGGCGUCGGGGGACUCGGCGAACCUGGAGUCCUAUAUCCAACACACGCGCAGGCCCCCACCAGUCAUGAUGAUGACCUGGGGACCGCCGCCGUACGCCGCGAUACCAGCGGCGGCAACGCGCCCGAUCCUGCGGAAGGGCCGCACGAACAGGAUACUGCUGUACAACGGGUGCUUCAACCCGCCGCACCGCGGGCACCUCGCGCACCUGCGGCACGCGUUCCGGUACGCCGGCGCGGACCUAAACGUCGUGGGCGCGGUCAUCCUGGUUGCCGGGGACGAGUACCUGAGGUGGAAGCUCGGGCGGGACAGCGGUGCGGGUCUGAAACUAGACGAGGGGGAUAGGAUGGUGUUGUGGGAGGAGGGGUUACAGGAGGAAGGGAUUAACUGGUGCUGGGUUUUCGCGGAAAACGACUGGAUGCGCGCCGUGGAGAUACUAGAGCGGAAGUUUGAAGAAGACGGGUUCGACGUCGAGUUCGUGCACCUAGCGGGCGGCGACAAGGUGAGCUUGAAUUUCGUCCAGCGCGGGGUCUGGGGAUGUCAGAUGGCGAUCACAACGGAUAUCAGUCGACCGGUCGACUUCUACGAUUCUAACCCCGGAACCACGAAUUCGAUGCCGAAGAAUCUGCGGAAUCAUACCCAGUGGGAGCGCGUGUCGCAAUGGCCCGAGGAAGAAGCGCGGAUUCGGGGGGUAUUAGAGAGGGAGAAGGAGAAGUUGCUGGGGCCAUUUGACGAACUUCCCCGGACAAAACCGAGCUACCGCGCGCAGACUCCCGUUCGGCCUGUCUAUACGUGCAGGAGCGUUAACCAGCACUAUACAAACACCGUCUACACAUUGCGCUUCGUCAGCUCCGCUCCCGCAGAGCGUCUAGACCCGACGCUUAGCUCGACGAACGUGCGGGCGAUCAUCAACGAAGCGCAAGCCCGUACCCGCGACGCCGACGCCCAGACACAGGUAGACGAGCUCGCGGGUCGGCUCAGAGGCGUGGCGCUGUGUCCGGAGUUGUUGGCAGAAUCAGAAGGAUAAUACGUGGCCAUGGAGAGGAGCUAUCGGGAACCCUUGCCUCUGGAGAACGUGAGAUCUGGAGUCUCAGUACCUACUUAGGUAGUUACUCGAACUGUUUACUUUCUUUAGAGUGUGAACUUAACAUGCUCCUCCACUGUUGAGGGCUGCAAUAUAACGACGAUUUCCCCCAUUGGCCCCACGGUAGCAUAGGAGCAAAUACA